Messenger RNA from Mobula hypostoma (lesser devil ray), 1070 nucleotides. RefSeq names its product hydroxycarboxylic acid receptor 2-like. Gene Ontology annotation, cellular component: plasma membrane. Bases 1 to 1047 code for a protein of 348 amino acids. Gene Ontology annotation, molecular function: thrombin-activated receptor activity. The record is from RefSeq and is a predicted model, not a curated record. Lineage: Eukaryota; Metazoa; Chordata; Chondrichthyes; Myliobatiformes; Myliobatidae. Gene Ontology annotation, biological process: blood coagulation; thrombin-activated receptor signaling pathway. The transcript has a single exon.
AUGGGCAACGAUACUCGUCAAUAUUCACCAGUAGAGGACAUUUAUUAUGCCUACAAUACGCCGAUACUUAUUUUAACAUUUAUCUUUGGAUUAACUGGAAAUAUGAUUGCCUUGUGGAUCUUCUGUUUUCACGUUAAAUCCUGGAGACCAAACACCGUUUAUUCACUGUGCCUGGCGAUUGCCGACACUCUGCUAAUCUGCUGUUUGCCAUUUCGAGCCGAUUACUACAUACGUGGGAAGAACUGGAUUUUUGGCGACGUUACGUGCCGUCUGAAGAUAUUCCUGAUGUUUCUGAACCGGACAGAGAGCGUUGUUUUCCUUACAGUUAUGGCACUUGAUCGCUAUUUCAAAGUGAUCCACCCUCACCAUAAAGUGAACAAGAUCUCUACAAGGACUGCAGUGAAGGUAUCACUCAUUCUCUGGUUUCUAACUAUGUUGAUUUGUUUGCAUUUUCUGAUAGAACCUCGUACCUUCGAACAUAACAACGUAACUAACUGUGAGCCAUUUAGCAUAACUCAGCCUCUCGGACUUACAGCAUUUUGGACAGAUAUUAUUUUUAUUGUUUUCAAGUUUAUUUUACCGGCUUCAGUGAUCCUGUUCUCCUCGUGCUGUAUUACCUGGAGGCUAAAGCAGAUGAAAUCUGAAAUGAGGGUUAAAUAUCAACGAGCUAUGAGGCUUGUGAUAGCCGUGGCGGUAGUGUUUCUCAUCUGCUUCCUACCCACCAAUAUUGCUGUAAUCGCUGUUUUAAUUUCAAGCAAUUCAAAAGACAGCAAAUUAUUUGACAUCUGUGCUCAGGUGUUCUACAACACGCUGUGCAUAACCUAUUUGAACAGUGUGCUGGACCCAGUUAUUUACUACUUCUCAAGUUCAACAUUUAAAGAAACUUUGAACCAAGCUCUUAUUUUUCACAAAAGCAGAUUAUUUGGAGCAGGAAGAAAGCAUUCAUUGCAUCCAGCGCAAGAAAUGCAACAAGGCAUAGAACCGCAAAGAUCUUCAGUCUGCAACACCUUUGAUCACUUACGAACGGAGUUAACGGAGAAUUUGUGAAGCUCAGCCACUGUGCGCUUUAU